UGCUCUUUCUCUUCAUAAUCACGCUUUCUCUUCCUCUGUCUGUGUAUCACUCAGUCCAUCUCUGAAAUCUGAGCGGCAAAAACUGCGCCCGCCGGUGAACGUCUAGAACCGUUUUCAGCUGUAUGAGCUAGGGUCAAGGUCAAAGGUGGUCAUUGCUGUAAAGGUGGUUUACAGCAAUGGAGUGCUUCAACGAUCUGCUACUUAAACUGCGGGAGGUCCACGAGCGAGAAAUGGAGGGUUGGCAGGUGAAAGUCCAGGAGCUGUCCAACAAGAAAGGCUGUGAUACAAAGCGAAUGGAGGAACUGUUCACCAGAAACCAGCAGAUGAAAGAACAGCAGAGAUUACUCACUGAGAACAUCAAGACUCUGGAAAACAGGCUGAGAGCGGGACUGUGUGACAGAUGUACAGUAACUCAGGAGGUAGCCAACAGAAGACAGCAGGAAUUUGAAGCCUCACACAUACAGACCCUCCAGCACAUCUCUCGCCUGGUGGGAGAGAUGAACAGCCUGAAAAAGGAGAACAAGAGACUUAGAGAUGAAAUCAGGAAUUUAAGAGCAGCGCUGGAAGGUCACAGUGACCACUCUUCAAACAGCAGCACCGUCACAGAGGUCAAACCAAACAGCUCCCCUGACCUUUCACCGUCCCCUGGACCUAUGGCCCUCAUCACUGUUGCAACCAGCAGGGCCAGCAAGCAGCCAUCAGAUGGCGAUGUUGCAGUGAAAACUGAGACAGACCACAGAACUGAAGAGAGUGAACACAGACAAUCGAGAGGGAUAAACAGAAACCACUUUGAGUCAUACAAGCCUGUUUCACUGUUGACUCUUCCGUCCCCAUCCUGGAAGACAGAACAAAGUGUAACCCGUGCUGGAGAAAGGAGGUCUCAGAGUAUUGAAGGACUGGACCAGCGAUCCUCCAUCCAUCCUCUAGCUAUCCUUGACAGCUUGAGAAAGAAUUCUUCUUCCUCAACCAGUGGAGAAGUUAAUCCCAGUAGACACAUGCUCCACACUCCUGUCCCCUGCCGUCCUCAGCCAAUCAAUAACAGCCCUGUUACUCUCCCCUGGCCCUUAUCUGAGUCCUCUGAGUGGGUUCCUGUGGCUGCUGCAGGCACCAGCCAGGUGAUACAACCUUCUUCCAAAUCAAAUCCUCCACGCUUUACCAACUUGAUCCCAACUAGCCAACAUGCCAGCCCUAGAAGGCAGGUUUUUGGGUCUCCCUGGCCCAAACACAGUGCUCCUCAGUCUCCAGUAACAGAGCCAACUGUGGUGUUCAGGUUGAGGAGUCUGCCAGAGCACUUGGAGAGUCAAAUUAAGUCGCAGGAGAAAAAAGAAAUUCAGCCAACUAAGGCAGAGAAGGCCUCUAGAGAAGGACUUCGAGAGACGUGUGAGGGGCCUUUGGACCUAUCGGAUCGAGGAAAGUCCAAAUCCAGCCAAAAGCCAAGAGAUGAGUCACCAUUAGUGUUACAAGGUGGAGAGAGAGCACAGAAAAGCCCUGACAAGGAAGUGAAGACAAAAACAUCUGCACACGCACCAGAAUCAUCACCAUCACCUGUCCAUCCACCCUCAUCCAGCUCCACACCACCUGUCAAACAACAGGAGGAAGAGCCAACCACCAAUCAUAACCACAAGCAGGUAGUCAAAGAUCAGGAGCAGACAGAGGAGGUGAAUGGAAAGACAGACCAAAGCAACGAAAAGAAGGUGCCUGUCCUCACUAUAUCAUUACGUCCAGUAGUUGUGCUGGAGACUCUGAAUUCUGCUCUGCAAAAGCAAGAAGCCUUAUCAACAAAUGGCAAGUCGUCAUUACCAACAGUUGAGCCAAGAAGCAGCUCGGAUGAGCAGGACGAGGAGGUGUCAGGCCAAGAAGGUGGCAGCCAGGGCUGCAAGAGGAAGAGGGCAUCUAUGGAGACAGAAACCGACCGAGAGUCAGACACAGACAAUAUCCAAGGUGAAAGGAAAAUCAAGAUCACAGUCAUAACUGAGGAGAACAGCCCCAGCUAAAGAGGAUGGUAUCACACUGACCUGGUGAUCUCACUUAAACCUGCAUUGACUGAUUGUUUUGGCCACUUGGAGCCAGUGCAACAAGGUGAAAGACAGAACUGAGAAACUGAGAAACUGAGAAAUGACACUGACAGGUCAUCAUGUUAUCAAGUUGUUACAUCUAGCAAAUUAGCAAACAACGGAAAAUGCCCACAUCCAGUGAACAUGGAGAAACCUUAGCAUUAAUUUGGAGUCAUGUUUCUCGCCACCUGACAAAUCUAAGUCCAGUAUUGACUCUACUUUUAUUUUUUGGUCUCCACCAACUGCUGAGGGAAAUACCAAGCUCUUUGGCUGCAAAAUGCUCCACUACGUUCUUCAUCUGGUGGCUAACUUUGACUGUCUGCUCUUGGGAACUAGGCAGGUAGUGUACAAGGAGUUUUUACAGUGGUGAACCAAAACAGUAAAGCUGCAGCCAUAAAAUCAAGACACGGUCUGAGAGAAUGCAAGGGGAAAUGCAGAAUUGGUGAUAAUUCUCCCUCAGUUCAUCAUUAGGACUCAUUUCACAUUACAUUUAGACAGCUUAUUCAUUGUAUAAUUUUGACAACAAGAAUUUGAGUAUAGCAGCUAUUAAAUCAAAAUAAAAAUAUUGAUUGGAGCAGCUUUAAACUCUCCUCUUGGUGUUUUUAAGCAUCAGGUUUUUCCCUGCCUUUGUCCCAGUUCACUCUGUAACAGGCCCCAAUUUCCUCUUCUGAGCCUGACCAGUAAGACAGUGAAUAUAGAAGAUGAAGGAUGUGAAAAUGGAUAAUAUAAAAAUUUAAACAAAUUUUAAUGUGACCAAAUUUAACCAUGGGUGAAACAAUGAUGAAUACUGACAGGUUGGAAGUCAUUUUUUUUUUACCAAUUGCUUUUCACCACUUCCUUUGUCUGCCAAUGAAAGGCAGAACACAGCGCCCUCUAUCGUUUGCCACAAGUCAAUCUCUUUUCAAGCCAGAAAACAGUUUAAUACUUUAUCAUUGAAGUUACAGUUUAGCUUUUAACUAUCUUAUGCUGAAAUGCCACACAUGGGGCCUUUAAAAUAAACUGUAAUUAAGAUUAGAGAAGGCUGUAGUUGCUAAAACUUACUCCACAUAGUGUUUGCGGUUACCGGUACAUGUCUCAGUCCUGCUAAGAAACACAUGAACAAGCUCUCUAGGACAUUCCAGUAUUAAACACUUUUUUGAUUAUUGGGUUUGUUAAUACAUUGGUGAUACAGAUACAAGUUCCAUUUCCAUGGAAAUUAGUCUCAGUAAAACAUUCCUAAAUAUCAUUACUCAACUAAAACCUUAGCCUUAACUAAAGCUUAGUGCUGAAUAUUAACAUGCAUGUAGUUUGGCAUUCUAUUCAGCAGCUUUCAGCUGUCUGGUGGAGAGCUGAGGCACAGUCAGGCUGACAAAGUCACACAUUUUGCAACACAUGCCAGCCCAUUUUCUCAAUGUCCUACUGUGAAUAUGGCCAGCUGAAGGCGAGGGCAAUAACUGAAAGUUUUCUUGUGCAAAUCGAAGACAUCAAUGGUUAGAUUUAAAUGACGGUAAAUCCUGUUCUGUCUCCUCCCAGUUGUGGAUUGGACAACACAGCUACAUCAUUGUUCCCCCUUUCUGAAACAAUGAAAAAAUUCAAGGCCAAUAAGCAACUAAUUUUACUUUUAAUCUUUCAUUUCUGAUUAAGAUUCACAGUACUGUUAAAAAAAAAAUAUAUAUAUAUACCAUCAAAUUAGGAAUUGUCAGAAUUCUCUUUUUUCCUUGUCUUUUAGCCAAA
This is a messenger RNA of Toxotes jaculatrix (banded archerfish), 3767 nucleotides long. It is a transcript of the gene rbbp8nl, whose product is annotated as retinoblastoma binding protein 8-like. The record is from RefSeq and is a predicted model, not a curated record. Bases 177 to 1994 code for a protein of 605 amino acids. The transcript is spliced from 14 exons. NCBI's taxonomy places the organism in Eukaryota, Metazoa, Chordata, Actinopteri, Toxotidae. Gene Ontology annotation, biological process: DNA double-strand break processing involved in repair via single-strand annealing; double-strand break repair via homologous recombination. Gene Ontology annotation, molecular function: flap-structured DNA binding; Y-form DNA binding; single-stranded DNA binding. Gene Ontology annotation, cellular component: site of double-strand break.